AAAGUAUUAAUUUGAUCUAAGGAGAAAAAAGGUCUUUCUGGCUAAAAAAAACAUGGAAAAGUCAAGAAAUAGUGUUAUAUUAUUUCUUUUCUACCUGUCUGUCUUCUAUCCUCAGACUGACGUUCACUCAUUCGCCACCCCAUCUGAUCAUGAUUUCAGCUACAUGAAAUUUGUGUAUAAUGCCACAGAUCUACCAUCAGAAGAAGUAUAUGACUAUAUUGUAGUUGGAGGGGGCACCGCAGGCUGCCCUUUGGCGGCGACUUUAUCAGUAAACUACUCGGUGCUCCUUCUCGAAAAGGGAAGUGUCCUAUUGGAAUGUGUAAAAUAAUUAACUGCUGCUGGAAACUCUUCGUCUUCUUACAGUUGCUGGAAACUCUUCAUCUUCCAACAACUGUAUUUUCUUGGUACUGUAAAAGUCUUUAUUGCUGCUUCUAAUGACUGUAAAAGGCUUGCCUAUAUAUGCAGCCUGUUGUACUGAUAUCCAUACGAUGAAUAAGAAUCUCAAACUUCACCGGGGACGUAGGCUCAAAUUUGCCGAACCUCGUUAAACUUGUGUGGUUCUGUUUUCUUCUUUUUCUCUGAUUUCUACAUGGUAUCAGAGCAGGACCUUUGAAAAUCCUGUCUCUUUGUCUUCUCAAUGGGUGAUUCUUCUGGGAGAGCUUCUGUUUUUCCCGGCGAAUCUGAUGGGAAUCCCAAUCUUCGCCUUUGUUCGGUUCUUCUAAAUGGAUUUAACUAUAUUCCUUGGUCAAGAGCUGUCAGUUUGGCUCUUGGAGGAAGAUCGAAACUUGGCUUCAUCAAUGGAAAUAUUCCUGCACCCGCUGUUGAUGAUCCAAAGUAUGAGGAUUGGUUCUGCAAGGAUCAACUUGUCAUGUCUUGGUUGCUCAACUCUAUGGAGCCUCAGGUUGCUGAGAUUUUCAGUUUUUCUGAUUCUGCACAACAUCUUUGGACUGCUGUCAAAGAAAUGUAUGGAAAUCAAAAUAAUGCAGCCAGGAUUUUUCAACUAAAGAAGGAUAUUGCUGGGGUGAAUCAAGAUGGAAAAUCUUUUAUUGAACAUCUGGGAAAGCUUAAAGGCAUGUGGAAUGAGCUAGAUCUUUACAGACCUCAUACUAUUGAUUCAGCCACUCUUUUGAAAAGGGCUGAAGAGGAUAAAAUUUUCCAACUCUUGGCAAGUUUGGAUCCAAAUUAUGAAGACUUACGCAGUCACAUUUUGAUGAGUGCUGAAAUGCCUUCUUUCAAUACUGUUUGUACUACUAUUCAACGAGAAGAGGUAAGGAAGAAAGUCAUGAACGUAGAAACCAAAUCAGGCGCUGGAAGUUCUGAAUCUAAAGCUUUUGUAGCUGGUGCUAAAAAACAAGCAAGCAAAAAUUUCAAAGGAAAAAAAGGCAAUCUGGAGUGUAGUUAUUGCGAACAAAAAGGUCACACCAAGGAUAGGUGUUGGAUUCUCCACCCUCAUUUGAAACCAAAAUUUGGAAAGGAAGGCAAGGGAGAACAAAAACACAGUGCCAAUCAAGUUUCUGCUGCUGAUGAUUUUGAAAAAUUCACCACCAACCCUUCAGCUUUUCUUGGUGAGUUUGCUGCGUAUCUCCACCAAAAAAAUGAGAAUCCCAAUUGUAAAAUUGAUGCAAGUCUCUCCAAUAAUGCUGGAGCAAAUCUUGCCUCGAACUCUACUACUCUUCUUGGCCAGUUUGCUAAUUUUCUUCAACAAUAUGGAAAAACAUCUACUUCUGAUGUCUCAGGAUCGAAUUACCAAGAAGAAGAUUGGUGAAGGUGUUUACUCAAAUGGGUUGUAUCUUCUUCAUCAUUUUCCUAACAACUCAAGAGGGCUCCAAGUCAAUUCUCUCCCAAAUCGUGUUU
Molecule: messenger RNA, 1854 nt
Organism: Prunus avium (sweet cherry)
Lineage: Eukaryota; Viridiplantae; Streptophyta; Magnoliopsida; Rosales; Rosaceae
Source: RefSeq, a predicted model, not a curated record